Lactuca virosa is the source of this 411-nucleotide messenger RNA. NCBI's taxonomy places the organism in Eukaryota, Viridiplantae, Streptophyta, Magnoliopsida, Asterales, Asteraceae. The record is from the annotation of a GenBank genome assembly.
AUGCUGUAUGGAUCUCGCUAUGGUAUUAAUUUGCUAUCUUAUUGGCGUACGCUAUUGGCAUCAUUACAGCGUCCACAUAGUGCCUUGUUGGUCGGGUACUUCAGUAAGGUGGAACUGUCACAUCCAAAUGCUGAACUGAGACUGCUCGAAGUAUUCUAUCAUAAGAUUUACAAGAUCUUUCCACUAACAGAGAGAAUUGAGAAUAUAAAUGAUCAAUAUUGGACAUCGCGUGCAGAGGAAAUUCCAGAAGAAGAGAAAGAUCUGGGGCCCACAGACCGGUUGAUCCAUGUUUACCAUUUCACAAAAGAGACGACACAUAACCAGAUGCAAGUGCAAAACUUUGGAGUUAAGGUUGCAACCCAUAAAUUAGAAUACAAGCAAAUGCUCAAACAUGUGGAAGGCUACAAAUGA